AUGCAGCCAAUUUUCCAUGGGGUAGAGACGGCAGAGGACACGAUUUUUUGGAAACAUUACAUCAACCGUCUCAGCAACGUCCUAACAGUUGAAGGCGAAGCGAAAAAUGCCUUCAAAGACAUCAUCUUGCAACUUGCAAAUCAGCAUCAGGGGCUGAUGCACUCUAUCCUGUCUGUAAGCAGCAAGCACAUCGACCUAGACUCACCAUACGGAGCAAAAACACUCCAAGACAAUCCUGCCGCUACCCCAAAGUCUCUGCAACAGAGAGGCGACUAUCACCACGACGAGGCAUUGAGGAGACUUUACGAAGACAUGGAGAACCCUCUGCCCAAGGAGGACCCAGCACAUGACACAGUCCUUGCUGCUCGAUACGGACAAAUACUCUGUCUGCUUCUGCAAACGAGAGCUGAGGGAAACCCUAGAGGCGAGCAUCGGGUCCAUCUGCAAGCAUACCAGACCCUGAUACAACACUCCCCGCCGGCAAACCACACAUUUCAUACGUUUAUAACCGAGUUCUUUCAGUAUCACAUAUACGCCGACGACCUUUUAUGGCACUCCGGGGCCAACUCAAGCCGUCUGUCAUCAGACUCGUGGGGGUCUCCCGCGCAGAUUCACCCACCUCGGCUGAUCGGGGUCGGAGACGGGCUGUUCCGUUGCCUUUCACAAAUCACGACGCUGCGGAAUGUCAUCAGAGAAAACGUGGCCGCGUCAAUAGACCCCGUCGUCGACUACACUAGCCUGUAUCGUGCGGCCGAGAUUGAUGCGGCCAUUAGAGAGUGGACUCCUCAAUGGCCCCUUGGAGACAGCCGCCACAGGGUUGGACCGCUGUACAAGCAAAUGAUGUGGGUGUACCUCUUCCGGACAAUAUAUCCGCCAUCAUCGACACGUUCUACUUUUAUUCCAUUGCCUGGCACUUCACCACAGCAAAACGCGGGCCACUUGCAACGGCGAGCCUCCAUGGUUGCCAGUGUUGGCUCGUCGACGAGCUCGUCGGCGAUAUUGUCCAACUUGACAUCACUGGCAGGCUCCUGUACGGCACAAAGCUGCCCGUCCUCACGGAACCCCUCGCGCACGAGCUCAAUGCAUGAGCAGGACACACGCCCACCUGCCGGUGCGGAGCGCCAGGAUGUCCAUAAACAAUCGUCCCCUCCGCCAGCAAGAAGGCCGGCACAGGACGAUGGUCGGAUUACUCUGGCCGUGGAAGAAUCCCUGGCUAUUCUUGAAUCCUUCAAGCCGUGUGAUCCGGCUCAAACGCUUCUGUUGAUACCUUGCACUGUGAUCGGCACUGCUUGCUUCGACGCUACCCAACGCGGGCGAAUUCGAGCGGCGGUCAAAGUUAUUCGUGGAUACACAGGGCUACGAAACUCUGACCGCGUCAUGGAGCUGCUGGAAGAAGUCUGGUCUCUAAUGGAUCAGGGUGACUGGGUUUCCGUAUGGGAUUGGCAAUUCGUUGCAAAGAGACUUGGGCUCGAUUUCCUCUGUGCCUGA
Molecule: messenger RNA, 1488 nt
Organism: Metarhizium album ARSEF 1941
Lineage: Eukaryota; Fungi; Ascomycota; Sordariomycetes; Hypocreales; Clavicipitaceae
Product: OefC
Exons: 1
Coding region: 1-1488 (495 amino acids)
Biological process (GO): positive regulation of transcription by RNA polymerase II
Cellular component (GO): nucleus
Molecular function (GO): DNA-binding transcription factor activity; transcription cis-regulatory region binding
Source: RefSeq, a predicted model, not a curated record